CUUUUUUUAUCUUUCUUUCUUCUCCAUCGCCUUUCAGCCCCUUUUCUUCUCUCCCUCUCCAUCCUUCACAUACCCGCCUUCGUCCUUCAUCAUGCUCAACGUGCCGCUCUCCGAUAGUCUUGACACGAUCGCAUUCGAAAAUGCCGCCGUCGACUAUCAGCUCUCACAGUUUAUCGACGAGAUGCUGCCCUGUGAGGUCUCGCGAGUCCUUAUUAUCUAUACCGGUGGUACGAUCGGAAUGAGCAACACCAAGCAGCACGGAUACGUCCCCGUGCCAAACUUCCUCGCAGAUACCCUCUCGCAGCAAUCGCGGUUUCAUGACCUGCCCUCGCUCAACGACGUCUUUGGAAGACUCUCGCGAACCAAUUCCGGUGUCAACCUGGAGUCGCUGCCCAACACGAACCUGGGAAAGCAUCUGGACCCAGCCAUGAAUGGCCUUCUCAGUCACCACACCAUCCCACCAGAAUACGCAACGACCAACGGCACCGCAGCAGGGGCAACCCUACCACCCAAUACCCCUGUCAACAAGAUUCGACUCCCCUGUUUUUCUCACCUGCCUAACAGACAGGGCAAGAUUCCGUCGCUCAUCACCCCACCCUCGCUCUACGGCAAGCGAAUCCGAUACUCCAUUCUGGAAUAUGAUCCUCUGCUGGACUCGUGCAACAUGACCAUGACCGACUGGGUCCGAAUCGCGACGGACAUUGAGGCUAAUUAUGAGCUAUAUGACGCAUUUAUUGUUUUGCACGGCACUGACACUAUGGCCUAUACAGCCAGUGCACUGAGCUUUAUGCUAGAGGACCUUGGUAAGACUGUCAUCAUCACUGGUUCUCAAGUACCCAUCACCGAGGUCAGGAAUGAUGCCAUCGAUAAUCUUCUGGGCGCGCUGACGAUCGCUGGCCACUUUGUCAUCCCUGAGGUGUGCUUGUACUUCAGUAACAAGCUGUUCAGGGGCAACCGGUCCUCAAAGAUGGACGCCAUCGACUUCAAUGCCUUUGACAGCCCCAAUCUCCCCCCUUUAGUCAAGGUUGGCAUCAACAUUGAUGUCGACUGGUCCGAAGUCAUUCGCCCCACCUCUCUCUCCCGGUUUCGAGCCCACAAAUCCAUGAACCCUAACGUGGCCAGUCUACGGCUCUUCCCAGGAAUCACGGACUCGACCAUAAAGACCUUUCUGGCCCCAUCAAUCCAGGGAAUUGUUCUUGAAACGUACGGAGCCGGAAAUGCCCCGUCUACCCGAGCAGAUCUGGUGGCUGCCCUAAAGGAGGCAUGCGACCGCGGCGUCGUUAUUGUCAACUGUACACAAUGUAAGCGUGGAUUGGUAACGGACUCUUACCAGACAGGCAAAGUUCUUUAUAACGCAGGAGUCAUCCCAGGAAACGACAUGACACCAGAGUGCGCACUCACAAAGCUGUCAUAUCUUCUCGGGCAUGAUUUGCCUAUUCCUGUGGUGCGCGAGAUGAUGACCAAGAACCUGCGCGGGGAGCUGACAGCGAUUCAGCCUCGAACACGCUUCAGUUACAUCAACCGCACCCAGGCCAUGCUCCAGCUCUUGUUCAGGGCAGCAACAAAUGGAACGCUGACCAAUGCACCCAAGACAGAAGGCAGAGUGGAGUUUUCAGCGAACCAGGCCCAGAAGCAGGCGACAACGGAGAUCGUACAACAAUUGGGGAAGACAAAGAUUAAGGGAAACGAGCCCAAGAAGACGGCUUCGUUCACAAUCAAGGGCCCAGAGUCGUCUUCAAACUCAGAGGCAUCUUCGCCAGUAGGAAGUCCCACACCCGAAGUAACUUCUUCGUUCUCGAACCCAGACUUUGAGCUUGGAAGCGGUCUGUUAACAUUGGAAGAUCAGCGCUGGAUCGAGCGUAGCCUGUACCCUCUGCUAAUCUGCGGUGCUGCCGGAAGUGGCGAUUUGGAGGGUCUGACAAAGCUCUGGGAUGUUAUGACGGAUGGUCAGGGUCUCACCAAGGCGUCGCAGAUCGUUGGGCCUGGAAAGCCGGACGAUGCGACCACACCUGGAUUAGUUGGCAGUGCUGUGAUGGGUGGCGACGGUCUCGGUCUGAGUCAUGGAGAUUGGGAGGGUCGCUCACCACUGCAUAUUGCGUGUAGCGCUGGUCAUUUGGACGUCGUUCGAUUCUUACUGCGCCACGGUGCAACGAUCCAUGCGCGUGAUCGCUUGAACCACACGCCUUUGUACGACGCUGUGACACGAAGCAGCAGUAUGGAAGUUGUGAAGGUGCUCCGUGAUACAGGAGCUCACUUUAACGAUUCAGAGGUCUCGGACCUGGGAUGGAAGCUGAUGAUUGCUGCCUCGGAGGGGGAUUUGAAUCGCGUAUCGUUGAUUGCUGGAGCAGGGUAUGAUCUAAACCGCGCACUUUUUGACCGCAGAACAGUGAUGCACAUCGUCGCAACUGAACAUCGUCAUGCGCUGAUGGAGUAUCUGCUGGAGAACUACCCGGAAAUUGAUAUUGACAUUAAGGAUCGAUUGGGGCGGACAUGUGUAGAUGAAGCUGGCCACUGUGAUGCAUGCAGAUGUUUGUUUCUCGCCAAGAAGAACGGAGAACUGGUCAGCAAGUAAUAGCCCAUAGCGUGCGUCAAGAAGAGUAUUAUUGGCGCCACCAUUAGGGACUUUUUUUACUGAUACCCUUCUCUCUUGAGCGAUUCUUUGCAACAGACAGCUCAUACAAUAUAAUGCUAUCGUGAUAAAGCGUUGAUGCGUUUAUUUGCGGUGGGAAUGACUGGUUAUGGAAUGAAAAUGGAGAAAGCAAA
Messenger RNA from Gamsiella multidivaricata, 2763 nucleotides. Its product is annotated as asparaginase-domain-containing protein. NCBI's taxonomy places the organism in Eukaryota, Fungi, Mortierellomycota, Mortierellomycetes, Mortierellales, Mortierellaceae. The transcript is spliced from 5 exons. Gene Ontology annotation, biological process: amino acid metabolic process. The coding region runs from base 92 to 2572 and encodes 826 amino acids. The record is from RefSeq and is a predicted model, not a curated record. Gene Ontology annotation, molecular function: asparaginase activity; protein binding.